Messenger RNA from Parasteatoda tepidariorum (common house spider), 3826 nucleotides. RefSeq lists its product as uncharacterized. Gene Ontology annotation, biological process: regulation of transcription by RNA polymerase II. Gene Ontology annotation, cellular component: nucleus. Lineage: Eukaryota; Metazoa; Arthropoda; Arachnida; Araneae; Theridiidae. The record is from RefSeq and is a predicted model, not a curated record. Gene Ontology annotation, molecular function: DNA-binding transcription factor activity, RNA polymerase II-specific.
AAAAGAGUAAGUAAAAAAAAAAGAAGAAAAAAAAAAGAAAUAUUUGUAUUUUGUUUACACUAGUUUGUCUUUUUUUGUUGUGUGAAUUGCAAUAACUAUAGUAAAAUCAAGGUUAAAAUGGAUUGUUAUUGCAGUAAAGGACAAAUUUUGAAAAUUAAUUGAGUUUGCUGCUUCUUAAAGAAAUCCCUUUAUACUUAUGUUGAUUGAUUUUUUUUUCAUUUGUUCCCUGGUGAUAGGAAAAAAUUAUUCAACUGGACAUAUGUAUUUGCAAUAUUUGGACAGAUUUUCCUGAAGUUUAACUGUUUAUAAAUUUAUGAUUGCUUUUAGUUGCUGCUAUGUUUGAUAUAUAUUCAGAAGUGCGGGCCAUCAUUUCUCCGAAUGUUAUUGGAGCAAUCGAAGGUUGUGUCGUCGACACUGUUCGUCAGUAUGUGCUCACUGCCAGCAUAGAGGAGAUAACAACUGAAAAUGAAACACAGUAUCAUUUGUAUGGGACACUAGAUGGCAUUCUGAUUGCCAAGAGCAAGCUAGAGGAACUUUUGAAUUGCUUGCACAUCAAGCAACUUGCAAAGGAGUCUAGCGAGAGAGAAAGCACCACCCUGUCUGAGGAGAACAGCAGCUUUGCCGAUGAAGGUAAUACCUCAUACGACAAAGAAGGGACGGACAAGACUUCUUGUUUGUCAGACGACAAGGAAUUGGAGACGAAUCUCUCUUCCAACGGAAAUGUCAGCACGAACACUGAAAGCAGCAUUCGUCCCAUGAGGUUGAGGUCAAUGUCGAAGAAGUUACGGUUCAUCUUGAAAGAAAGACCCAGAGUGAGUCAGCGACUGCGCUCUAUGAGACUACCCCCUCAGCUGCGGACACUGAAAAAGAAGUCCAUUCUGAGAAAUAAAUCUCAGAGGUCAGCUGAUCUUAAAAUAAAUGAUCCAGAAACAUUAAGUGAGAACUUAGAACAUAUGAAACUGGCAACGGAAGAGUCUGAUUUCGAUUCACCCGAGUUAAAAACCAAAGAUCACUCAUUUGUGGGAAACAAUUCAAAAUUAGAUUCCAAGUUACCAUACAAUCAUUUCUGUGAUUUAUGUUCAUUUAAAACAAAGCGAAGCAGUCAUUUUUUGAAGCAUAAAGCCAUCCACGAGAAGGUAAGCACAAUUCAUAAGUGCAGCCAGUGUUCAUUCUCUUCUGUUCGCCUGAGCCAUUUGCGUCGUCACAAAAUGAGCCAUAGCUCCACUGUUCAUACGUGUACUGAGUGUGUUUACCAAACAGAUGAUAUUAAAUUUCUCCUGAGGCACACAAAGCUUAAGCACUCCCCUCAGCAGUCCACUUCACUUGUAAGUGAAAUACUGAGUUGUCCUCAGUGUAGUUACCAGACAACAAAGCAACAUUAUUAUGACAGGCAUCAGCGGCUGCACUGUUUAAAGAGGAAUUUCGUGCAUCAGUGCGAGCAGUGCUGCUACAAAACUCAUCGCAAAGAGCACCUCAACAGACACAUGAGCAGUGCUCACGGUGAUAAGCGCCCCUACCUCUGCCACAUUUGUGGUAAAGCUUUCAAGAGAGGAGAUGCCCUGCAACAGCACAAUCUGAUUCACUCAGAAGUACUCUCUGAAAACACAAACUAUAAGUGCAGUGUGUGUGAGAAACAAUUCCGUUCUCAAUCACACCUCCUAGAGCAUCGCGCCGUUCAUUCGGAAUUCCGUUCAUUCCUUUGCGAGAUGUGCGGUGCUGUUUUCAAAACUCGAUCUGUGCACCGCAAACAUAUGCAAACCAUUCAUCGUAACCCACGCUCCCAUACUUGUGAGGUGUGCAACAAAAAAUUCAAUACUACCUACACUCUGAAGAGGCAUAAGAAAAUUCAUUCCAUAAAACCCGUCAUUCUGAAACCCAUUUUGGGAACAGUCAACGGAGCACCAGGAAUCGCCAAAUCCCACAUUCACUCUGAUCCAUCAAGCUUUCCUGUCAGUGAAAUGAGCCACAUUCCAAGCACGUCAGCCAUUCAACCCAUGAACCCUCUUGCCCAAAAUCCCAUUCGAGACCCGCUCGUCACGCCUGUGUCGCUUCCGGAAACUGCUGUAUCUAGUGUUCAGAAUCUUAUUUCCACAUCUGUUACUUUAACUCCAGAAACAGCUGCUGUUUUCCUCUUAGACCAAAAUGUACCUCAAAAUUAAUUUCUUAUCUAAAAAAAAAAUUUAUAUUUUGGCUUGCUUCAGUUCAUUUUCAGUUUAUGAGCUGUUUGAGAACAUCUAAAAAUGUUACUAUCAUGUUUUAAAAGAAAUUCUUUUAAAUAGUUUUCUAAGUAGUUAAAUGUUUGAUAAAACUCAAUUUUUUAUUAUUUAAGGACUUGAUAUACUUUUAAAUGUCUUAAAAAGGAAAGUAAUUGUGUAUUUUAAUUUUCCAUGGUCAAUGUCAGGUUGAAUUUUAAAAUAUUAUUUAAUUUUGUUGGAGAUUCUGUUGAUUGUUAUUUGCAUUGAAAUAUUAAACUCUUAAUGUUAUAUUUUUAUUAUGGUGUACAUAUUUAAUGGGCUUUUCAUGUUUACAAAAAAAAUGUUAUUGAUUUAUGAAAAUUAGGUGAUAUACUUGGACAGUUAGGGUGUCUCUUUGUUUCGUAUCAAUGUUUUUAGUAUUUAUAAUAAAAUAGAAAUCAAGGUUGUGCUGUGUAAACAUAAAUUUUGCAACGCUUUCAUUUUAGUAUUUAAUUUUAUAAAGUAAAUUACAAUUUUAAUUAAACAAAAUGAAUAUAAAAAUAUUUUCUGAAUUUUGAAGCAAUUAAAACCAUAUUUUAAAUAACUUGAUUAAAAUUGUUUUGUUAAAAUUGCAUUUUUAAAGUUUAAAAGAAAACUUGUAAAACUGCCAUUUGAGAAAUUUAAUUCUGUGACCAAAAAUGCAAAAAGUUAUGCAACUCAUUUAAUCCAUGGCUGUAUUUCUAUUCUAUUUGUUGUUUCAUUUACAGUCUUCUAUGAUCUUAUUAAAAUAUAAAAUUUUUGUUAACUGUUUACAUAGAUUGAGUAGAUUUAACAUAGAUUGAGUUAACACAAAUAUCUUAAGUGUGUUUUAAACUGUACAACCUCUCAUUAUGAUGAUUUGCUAGAUAAUCGUACUUUUAGACUCAUUUAAAUUUUUAACAUAGAUAAAUCACUUUACCUGUUUUCUUAUUCAGUGCAACAAAGAGAUAGCUGUUUUUGUUAUAUAUUGCUUUUUGUAUUUGUUCUAAUUUAUUCGUGUGCAGAUCCUCGGGCUUCCAAAGCCAUCCCUUCUGCAGAGGAUCAAAAUUGUGAUGGCAUGUCUUCAGAUCAUCCUCAGGGAUGUUUUCCAGACCGUCGCCAAUUGCCCAUUAUGCUGCUCUAGUGCGACAUAAAUAAAGUACUAACUACCUCGUUCAGGUUUAGUUUUUAUUAAAAAAAUAUUUUACAUUAUCUAAAGAAACCUUUGCUUGAAACUAAUUUUUUUGCUAAUUUAUAAUGAGAAUGGCCUUUUGUUGAUUUUGAUGAGAAGAUAUAGUAAGGGACCUCAUGUCUCUUAUUUUAAUAAGCCUUCAUUGAAGCUGAAUAGCCACUAUAUAUUAGGAUACAUUUGUGAAGUUAGCCAUUAAGGAGAAUGCUUCUGAAACUUGAUUUAAUACACCAUAAUUGAUUGAUUUUUCCUUAUGACUUGUUUAUUAUAGUUAGUGAAACAGUGCUUGUGAGAUUUAUAAUUGCACUAAAUGAUGAAAACUUUUAACUAGUUUGAGUGGAAGUGAGCAACCUCAAUCAUUUCUAUGUACAAACUUAAUAGUUAAGAAUCGUAGUUAUGAAGGCUAUGUUGAAACUAAUAAAACAGAAUUGUUUCACUUAAAAAA